AUGAGUGUUGCGGCCUCUGAUAGCACUAGCGGCAACGGAAGCGACAGGCUUGCAUUACUUCUCGACCAGCUCAACCAUUUCGCCGACUCCCUCCUUGACAACAGCAAAGACCCGAUCCUACAAGCCUGGCAUCGCCUCAAAGCCGAAUUCAACACCAGCUCCGUCCUCCCCGAAGCCUCGGACUGCAUCGCCGAGUUCCUCUUUGCAUCGUGGGCCGUCAUCAAUGUCCAUGAAAGCAUCGUCUCUUUUGCCUGCCAACGGCUGUACCAAGACCAGAUCAAGCGCCUCAAAUCCUCCCCGCGAUCACGGCUAUCAUCCAUUGCAAAGAUCCUCCAUAGCGACAGAGAGGUGUGCUUUUUCGUUCUCGAUAAGCAGUCAGGCAAUACAACUGUAGUCAACGCCUUUGGGACUCUACAUGAAAAGCAUCCGGACGUCGGACUUGUUGAGUUUUGCAAAAAGGCUGAGGAUCGAUGUCGGGAGCUGGCGACAUUAUCUAGGGAUGUGAGCCGACAGACGCUGGUUCGCGAGACGUUCAAGGGGAGCGACAUUUGGCCUGGGGCUGCUACUCGCCAGGCCAUCAAGAUCUCUGGUCCCGAAGACGACAGUAAAGGCCAGACAGCAGUCUCCGCUCGCGCCUCCGCCCAUGCCUCCGCCAAACGUUCAGCCUCACGCGACUCUUGCCUCGAAAGACAAACCUCCCCAGUCCGCAACAACCCCAAAUCCCCGACCGCAUCGCCUCCCGUAUCUCCACCUGCUGGUCUUAGCCUUGACCUCGACGACGAUCAGGGUCCAAUCUCGAGCCCAGAGUUAGGUCGUCGCUAUGAUCUCUCUGAGAUUCCCGCAAUCGACGACUACGACUUGGACAUCUCACAAAACCCACGGAGCCCUUCUCUUGACGGAGACCUCGAGAUGAUGGCCUUUUCGCCAUUGCACGGUUCGCAUGCUGGAGAGUCCGUGGGCGGCAACAGCCAUCGAUCGACCAAGAGAAAGGCCGACAUCUCGAUAAUACCCCCCAACAAGCGUCUGGUCAUCAAGUUUGACCCUUGGAAGCCCUCCAAGAAAAGUCGCCUCGUCGUGGCUCCUCUCCAACAGCUCCUCCAUUCCUCCAAGACACGACUCUCACCCGAACAGGAUCUCGACGACAUCAUCGUCAAUACCGCAAUCUCGCGCUUGUCAUCCCCCUCCGUCGCCGUAAUGGACAGUCUUUUCCCCGAAUCAGCCCAGCAGCAACGCAUCGCCCAAUCCCAAGGACUGUUCCGCUCAAAGUCCGUCGUCCUCAUCCCCGCAUGCGAUCGGUCUUCUCAUCACUGGAGAUUGUACUGCUGGAGACAUCCCGCAACACUCGAGGUACUGGAUUCAAUGCGCACCUUGGUUGAUAACACUACGACCAAUGUUAAAGAUGCCAUAGCGGCUGCGACGGGCAUUGACGACAUCAACGUGUCGUAUGUUGAGUGUACUCAGCAGCCCAAUGCGUUUGACUGCGGCCUUUACACUGUCAAGUUUGCACAGCAGAUUGCCUCAGGACACGAUCCAGCACUUGAUAGCAUGCCGUUCGAAUCAACCACCUACCGAGCCUAUAUUACCUCCGGUCUCCUCACCUCAGAGUCAGCAAGCCUUCCCCCCUGGACACCAUCUGGACAACAGCUGUUUCCGAUCAUGAUGAGACUCUGGAAGCGCCGCAACGCGUACCGUCUCUUGGAUCAAUCCCCAUCACUGUUGCCGGCUGUAUGCAACCUAGACCUCUGUGCGCUCGAGCAGAUGCAGGUUGGCUUGGAAAUACUUUACACCACUUCCCAAUCCUAUCACUCACGCCACCGGACCCUCCUCACCCAGGCACUACAAGGACACACCAACGAUUGCUCUGUGUCAGCCAUGCCAGCUUACGCUGGCCUUGACGCCCUCAAAGAGUUUUGCCGUAUCCGUCAAAGACUCUCCGACGAGUCCACCGACCCCGGAGCUAACGAAAGCCAGCAUAUGAACGCAGCCCAAGUAUCCGUACAACUUCACGUGGACGCUUUGGAACGAGAAUUGAAAGAGAAGCAGCGGCUUCUGCAUGAGGACACCCAAGCCGCGUAUCGGGAAUGUGUAGUAUCGAUUCUUAUUCUUAGAUACACUCGAAAGAAGUUUGAUCGUCUGCACGGAGCUUUUCUUGAGAAGAAGUCUUGCUAG
Molecule: messenger RNA, 2169 nt
Organism: Fusarium musae
Lineage: Eukaryota; Fungi; Ascomycota; Sordariomycetes; Hypocreales; Nectriaceae
Exons: 2
Coding region: 1-2169 (722 amino acids)
Biological process (GO): proteolysis
Molecular function (GO): cysteine-type peptidase activity
Source: RefSeq, a predicted model, not a curated record